AUGCUCCGCGGUCAAGCAGUAUCAUGGCGAACAGCCCUCCGGACGGGCCAACGCACCAUAUGUAGAGAUUGUCGGCGCCAACUCCUCCAGAGAGGAGGUCUAUAUGCUUCCGCGACCCCUCCAAAUCCCUCACCGCGACCUUUUCUGAGCACCCGAUCUGGAUUACAAAUACGAGAGUUCUCCUCCCAUCCAGUCCGUCGAAAAGAGAAACCCCCGGAGGACGAGACAUCACCUCAGCCGGAAGGUGCAGACGCGAAAUCAAAAAAGAUCGAGAAUGAGUUAGACGAAGCACCGCAAACCGAGGACAGUGCCGAAGCGAAAAGAUCGCCUUCCGAGCCUCAACCUAUACCCCAACCUUCUAGCGAUGGGAAGCCUGCAGCAGGCGGAAAUGGCGGAGAGUCUUCAGGAGGCGGACAAGGCUCCGGAAGCGGUGGUGACGGCGGCAAGCGAGGACGAAAGACCACUCAAAUAUCGAAGCCUACUGUGCCGGAGAUAUACCCUCAAGUGAUGGCAAUUCCUAUUGCCAAACGACCUCUUUUUCCAGGCUUUUACAAGGCAAUCACGAUCAGGGAUCCAAAUGUGGUGGCGGCUAUUACAGAAAUGAUGAAACGAGGCCAACCGUACGUGGGAGCGUUUCUGUUCAAGGACGACACUGCGGAUAAGGACAUUAUUGAGAAGAUCGACGACGUCCACGAUGUCGGAGUAUUCGCCCAGAUUACCAGUGCAUUUCCUGUGCAUGGAGAUGACCAGAGUUUGACUGCCGUACUAUAUCCCCAUCGUCGGAUCAAGAUGACCGCCCUUCUACCUCCGUCCACACCGGGAGAACAAGCUCCGUCAACUGUUGAAGUCCAACCUGUUAAGGAGGGCAAACCGAAGGCAGAGGCUGCCGAGAGCAAAGGCGAUGUGGUGGCGAGCUUCGAGGAGCCCAACAAAGAGCAAGCACAAGCAACACAACUGAGCGUCUACGAGCCAACUGCAUUCCUCCGAAAGUUCCCUGUGUCUUUAGUCAACGUCGAGAAUCUCGCCGAGCAGCCGUAUGAGAAAAAGAGUGACGUUAUCAAAGCUCUUACGGCAGAGAUUGUCAAUGUCUUCAAAGAAGUUGCUACCCUCAAUCAGCUUUUCAGGGAUCAGAUAUCUGACUUCAGCAUGUCUCAGUCCGCAGGCAAUGUUCUUGAAGAGCCUGCGAAGCUGGCCGAUUUUGCUGCUGCCGUUUCUGCCGGCGAGAUCGAUGAGUUGCAGGACGUUUUACAGACAAUGAAUGUUGAAGAGCGCCUGCACAAAGCACUUGUUGUCCUGAAAAAGGAGCUCAUGAACGCCAAACUUCAGAACAAGAUCACCAAGGAUGUGGAGAGCAAGAUUCAAAAGAGGCAAAGGGAGUACUGGCUCAUGGAGCAGAUGAAGGGUAUUCGGCGAGAGCUGGGUAUUGAAUCUGAUGGCAAAGACAAGUUGGUCGAAAAGUUUAAGGAGAAGGCACAGAAGCUUGCCAUGCCGGAAGCCGUCAAGAAGGUGUUCGAAGAGGAGCUUAACAAGCUGGCCCAUCUCGAGCCUGCAGCUUCAGAAUUCAAUGUCACGAGAAAUUACCUUGAUUGGAUUACCCAGAUCCCAUGGGGCCAAAGAAGUGCUGAGAAUUUCGGUAUCAAAAACGCCAUGACCGUACUUGAUGAAGAUCACUAUGGACUGAAGGACGUCAAGGACCGGAUUCUUGAAUUCAUUGCGGUGGGCAAGCUUCGCGGCACGGUCGAAGGCAAGAUCUUGUGCUUCGUUGGGCCACCUGGUGUCGGCAAAACCUCAAUUGGAAAAUCGAUUGCUCGAGCUCUGAACAGGCAAUACUACCGCUUCAGCGUUGGUGGUCUUACUGACGUUGCUGAGAUCAAAGGCCAUCGUCGAACUUAUGUGGGUGCCUUGCCUGGUAGAAUAAUACAGGCCUUGAAGAAAUGCCAAACGGAGAAUCCUCUGAUCCUCAUCGAUGAAGUCGACAAGAUCGGUCGUGGCCACCAAGGAGAUCCAUCGUCUGCCCUACUCGAAUUGCUCGACCCUGAACAGAACUCAAGCUUUUUGGAUCACUACAUGGAUGUGCCCGUUGACCUCUCCAAAGUUCUGUUUGUCUGCACAGCUAACAUGACGGACACCAUCCCACGCCCUCUCCUUGACCGUAUGGAACUGAUUGAGCUCAGCGGCUACGUUGCUGAUGAGAAAAAGGCCAUCGCCGAUCGAUACCUGGCGCCGCAAGCGAAGGAGAUUUCCGGGUUGAAGGAGGUGGACAUUAAACUCGACGAAUCUGCCAUUGAAGAGUUGAUUAACAAAUACUGCCGCGAGUCAGGGGUGCGCAACCUCAAGAAACAAAUUGAGAAAGUAUACCGCAAAUCUGCGCUCAAGAUCAUUCAAGACCUGGGUGAAGAUGUCCUUCCAGAGUCAAAAGCGCUCACUGAAGAAGGCAAAGCUGCGCUCGAAGAGAGCAAAAAGGACGACUCCGAUGUCAAGGACACCCCCGAGAAUAUUGAAAAGGAGACAACAGAGCAACCGCGUGUUGCGCUGAAAGUCCCUGAUUCAGUACAUGUGACGAUCACAAAAGACAAUCUGAAGGACUUCGUCGGACCACCGGUCUUCACAUCAGACCGUCUGUAUGAGAAGACGCCACCCGGUGUCGCUAUGGGCCUGGCUUGGACUAGUAUGGGUGGUGCUGCACUGUAUGUUGAAUCGAUCCUGGAAUCUGCGCUGUCACACUCCAGCCGUCCUGGACUCGAGCGUACGGGCAAUCUGAAACCAGUCAUGAAGGAGUCAACGUCGAUUGCGUAUUCAUUUGCUAAGCACGUCAUGGCAACCCAAUUCCCCGAGAAUCUCUUCUUUGACCACGCCAAGAUUCAUCUCCAUUGUCCCGAAGGUGCUGUUCAGAAGGACGGCCCGUCCGCCGGUAUCACCAUGGCUACGUCUCUGCUCAGCCUGGCAAUGAAGCAGCAGGUCGAUCCAGCGCUCGCCAUGACAGGUGAACUCACCGUUACCGGAAAAGUGCUCCGGAUAGGUGGACUACGUGAGAAGACAGUGGCAGCAAGACGUGCGGGAUGUUCGAAGAUUUUGUUCCCCAAGGACAACUGGGGUGAUUGGUGUGAACUGCCCGAGAACAUCAAAGAAGGCAUCGAAGGCCACGCGGUCGACUGGUAUAGCGACGUUUUCGACAUUGUUUUCCCCGACGCCAAAACCGAAGUGAUCAACAAUUUGUGGAAGGAUGCCUUAAAAAAGUCCAAGGACGAUAAAGAGAAGGAUAACGAUGAAGAAGAUGGUUGA
Molecule: messenger RNA, 3282 nt
Organism: Exophiala spinifera
Lineage: Eukaryota; Fungi; Ascomycota; Eurotiomycetes; Chaetothyriales; Herpotrichiellaceae
Product: ATP-dependent protease La
Exons: 2
Coding region: 1-3282 (1093 amino acids)
Biological process (GO): protein quality control for misfolded or incompletely synthesized proteins; chaperone-mediated protein complex assembly; protein catabolic process
Cellular component (GO): mitochondrial matrix
Molecular function (GO): ATP hydrolysis activity; single-stranded DNA binding; ATP-dependent peptidase activity
Source: RefSeq, a predicted model, not a curated record